AUGGAAGAAGGAGAUCAUCAUCGAGUUUUGGGAGAAGGAGGAGUCUCCGUUAAUGGAAAAUUAACGAGAAAGCCUCGAAACCAGCCGUUGACUGCCAUAGACAGGUUCUUAUGUGGUAGUCAUGAGAACCAUUUUACUCAUCAACAAAACGUGGCCGGGAGUCCGGAGAAGAAUCGUCAGCCUCAUGGCAAUGGCGGACGAGAGUGCAAUUUUUCGGCUCCACUUUAUCAUCAAGAAGAAGGCCAUCACUUUGAUGAUCAUCAGUUUCCGUUGCUAGGGUUCGAAGAGUCGAGCUUUAUUAACGGAUUGUUCUUUCUGGAACAUGGAGUGGCUGGAGAAAACGAUGAGAACUUGAUUGAGUGGCCGGCCAGCGACAAUAAUCUUGGGAAAGAGUUAGCAAAGAAUUCCAUCGGGGCUACAGGGAAGAGAGUGAAGAGAGGCUGCUCAAAAGCUCUGAUAAAGGGUCAGUGGACCGACGAAGAAGACAGAAAGCUAGUGAGCUUGGUGAAAGAAUAUGGAGAAAGGCAGUGGGCACAAAUUGCAAAGAAAAUGGCGGGAAGAGCAGGCAAGCAGUGCCGCGAGAGAUGGCAUAAUCAUUUGCGCCCUGACAUCAAGAAAGAUAGCUGGAGCGAAGAAGAGGAGAGGUUGCUAGUGGAAGCUCAUGAAAAAAUAGGCAAUCGAUGGGCAGAGAUUGCUAAAGACAUUCCCGGAAGAACUGAAAACACUAUCAAGAACCAUUGGAAUGCCGCAAAAAGAAGGCAGAACUCCCGGCGGAAGAACAAGGCCACCCUAAACAAACCCGAUCCUCAUCCUUCUGUUCUUGAGGACUAUAUCCGACGGAAGAACCUGUCCGCCAAACCCUCCACCACCAAUGCGGCUCUUAAGUCCGCCCCCAUCCAAGGCAGCACUGCAAAUGCUGCUGUUACCGCUAGCGGCUCGGGUUCCACCCUCUCGGACGAGCCCUGGUCCAAUGAAGAACCUACCCUUAAUAUGCUCCCGGAAUUAUCUGGAAUCGCUGAUUAUGAUGAGGAGCUGUUGUUCAUGCAGAAGUUUUUCACUGGCAAUUUCCAUCAGCCACUUCUCGGACCGACUCAGCUCCUGCUUCCGGCCCUUGAUUCUUGCAAUACACCCCAAAGCAGUAACAUCAGUGUCUCAAACUCGAACCAUGAACCUUCCUUUCUACAUCCCAACCUUUUUGUGCCGUAUUUGCCAGCAAAUGAGGCCCCGUCAGCGCCUGCCAUUCAGUACUAUGGAUUUGAGGACAAAGGGUUAAUGCAUCUGAAUGACAGUCAAGCUCCUACAUGUACCGGAAAAAGAGAGGUGGAUCUGAUGCAGGUGGCUUCCUCUUCCCAGCUCUCUCGAUCUGGGGAUUAG
Punica granatum (pomegranate) is the source of this 1374-nucleotide messenger RNA. The record is from RefSeq and is a predicted model, not a curated record. Lineage: Eukaryota; Viridiplantae; Streptophyta; Magnoliopsida; Myrtales; Lythraceae.